AAGAGGCUUCUGAACAGAGCUAUGAAGAAACUAAGGAUGUAUGAGGAGAGAGAGUCCCAGCUUCAUUUUCAGGGAGAAAUGAAGAAUAGGUAUUCUGAAAUGGUCAGUGAAGUUGGUAGAUUAAGAACAAAGGUUGGUGAACUUUCCCAGCAGCUGGAAAUAGAGUCUAAAAAAUGCGUGCAACUAGAAGCACAAAAUCAGGAUUUGCGAGAAGAAUUGUCCACCAUGCAUGGGAACCAUGAAAAACUGGAGAAAAGCAAAUGCCAGCUGAAAGAAGAGGUGGCUAACCUCAAACAUCAUUUGGAGACUAACAUGGUGGAUCAUAGCCAAAUAGAACAAUAUAAAAAGGAGAUGGAAGAACGAGCCGGACAAGAAAUAAGACAAAAACUACAAGAAGUGAAUCUGUUUUUGCAGACACAGGCAGCCUCCCAGGACAGAUUAGAACAAAUCAGAGCCAAUCAUCAUGCUUCACUGAGAAACCAGCUAAAACACAGAAUUAGAGAUCUCGAAUGUGAAUUGGACAGGAUAAAAAAUACCCAACAAGACAGUAUUUUUCAAAAAGAAUCCACACAGGCAGAAGUGGAAAGGUACAAAGAGCUGUAUCUGGAGGAAGUAAAAAUUAGAAGAUGCCUAGCCAAUAAACUGGAAAGAGCUAAUGAGAGACUAGCAGAAGCCAACGCUAAGCUUCUUCAGGAGCGCCAUAGAAGCAAAUCUUUAAUCGCAGGCAGCAUUGUCAGUGGAGGUCUGGCUGCAAGUCCUGUUCUCUAUUCAGCUGAACUGGGAUGCCUUGGCAACAAUUUGGCACUGAACAGAAGUCUAAGUCUAGGAGGAAGCUUCCUAAGCCCAACCAGGAACGCAUUAACAUCAAGAAACAGAGUUGAAGCCUAUGUGGCUAAGGUAAGCAUUUUGAAAUACUGUUCUCAACUAUUGCUAAAGCAGUAA
Molecule: messenger RNA, 942 nt
Organism: Balearica regulorum gibbericeps (East African grey crowned-crane)
Lineage: Eukaryota; Metazoa; Chordata; Aves; Gruiformes; Gruidae
Source: RefSeq, a predicted model, not a curated record